UGGAGCAGGGACGGGCCAACAAAACCAGCAAGCCCUUCCACUAAUGCAGCCACAGAUGCUUCCUAGGGGACGUGCCUAUCGUUACCCUCCUGGUCGUACCAUGCAUGAUGUUUCCAUUGCUGGUGUUCCUGAGGGCAUGCUCUUUGUUCCGCACGACAUGGGUGGAAUACCAUUUAGAGAUGGUACAUUUUCACAACCUAUGGCAACUGGCGCUUUAGCUACCGCACUUGCUGAUGCAACACCUGAGCAGCAGAGGACUGAGUUUCUGCUGGGUGAAAAUUUAUAUCCACUGGUGGACCAGUUGGAACAUGAGAAUGCAGCAAAGGUGACAGGCAUCCUACUGGAGAUGGACCAGACUGAGGUUUUGCAUUUGGAAUCACCAGAAGCCUUGAAAGUGAACGUUGCUGAGGCCAUGGAGGUUUUGAGGAAUGUCAAUCAGCAGCAGCAAUUAAAUACACCCCAAAUGACCAGAUGGCUUCACUUUCGCUAAACGAUGCCCUUGUUUCUUAGAGUUUGUAGGUGGGGGCGGUGGGGGCUAUAUGCUUUAGCUGUAUACUCUUCAAAGAACUUUGCUUUUGAAAGCAAGUUGU
Messenger RNA from Juglans microcarpa x Juglans regia, 590 nucleotides. Its product is annotated as polyadenylate-binding protein 4. NCBI's taxonomy places the organism in Eukaryota, Viridiplantae, Streptophyta, Magnoliopsida, Fagales, Juglandaceae. Gene Ontology annotation, molecular function: RNA binding. The record is from RefSeq and is a predicted model, not a curated record.